Scylla paramamosain (green mud crab) is the source of this 3161-nucleotide messenger RNA. RefSeq names its product neprilysin-1-like. Gene Ontology annotation, molecular function: metalloendopeptidase activity. The record is from RefSeq and is a predicted model, not a curated record. The coding region runs from base 190 to 2685 and encodes 831 amino acids. The transcript has 6 exons. Gene Ontology annotation, biological process: protein processing. Gene Ontology annotation, cellular component: plasma membrane. NCBI's taxonomy places the organism in Eukaryota, Metazoa, Arthropoda, Malacostraca, Decapoda, Portunidae.
UAUCGUUACCACCCAAACCCUAAACAAGCUUCUCGUUAUAUAUAUCUUAGUAAUUCUAUCAUUUUAUUCAGGAAAAUAAUUCAACUUCACGUUUUGUUGUUGUUCCUCAUAAAAUUGUCCGUUUUUUAUUUCUUACUUGCUACAGAAAACGAAGACUGCAGCGUAUAUUUGUAAAUUUUCCAUUUUCCAAUGAAUCAUGCAAGCAUGGACACUGAGUUACCCACCAUCAGCAAAGGCCAGAUGGCAGCGCCAGUUCCCGAGAACCAGGGGAGGGGGCGGCGCGGUGUGUGGCAGCGAAGAACCGCCCUGGAGAAAGCGCUGAUGGGGGUGUGUGGCGUGGCCCUGCUGGCCUGCGUGGCGCUCGUCGGCGUCGUGGCUACUUCCUCCUACUCCUCCUCCUCGUCCUCUACUGCCUCCUUAGCGGCCCCAGCGGAGCUGAUGCCACAGGCCAAGCCGCUCGUCUUCGUCCAGGACAAGAAGGACGCGCCUCCCCCGCCGACACAGGAGAUCAAAAAGGAUCCUCCCAGCCCGGUCCAGGUGACCACGGGGCCCGCCAAGUCCUCGCGCUUGCCGGUGCUGAAGGGCACUCUGAGCGGGGGGAAGGAGGUGGAGGUGUGCAACACGGUGGAGUGCACGCUGGCCGCCGCCUCCAUCAUCGAGGCCAUGGACUCCUCCGUUGAUCCCUGCGACAACUUCUACCAGUUCGCGUGCGGCGGCUGGAUGAAUGUCAACCCGGUGCCCGACGACUCGUCCCGCUGGGCACAGUUUGACGUGCUAGACCGGGAGCUGUCUAACGCCCUUAGCACCAUUCUGACCGAGCCCAUCGGCGCGGACGACCCGCAUCCCAUUGCCAAAUCCAAGAUCUUCUACGAGAGCUGCAUGAACGAGACGCACCUGGAGGAAGUGGGCCUAACACCCCUCACAGAUUUCCUAGAUCAGUUUGGCGGCUGGCCCAUGGCCACUAGUGAAUGGGACGAGUCCUCCUUUGACUGGCAGCUCGUGAUGGCCGAAAGUAAGGUCCAGACGGCGGCGGACUACUUGGUGAAUGUGUGGGUGUUCGCUGAUCAGAAGGACACCUUCACCACGGCCAUCUACAUGGACCAGACGUCCCUGGGCAUGCCCCGCUCCGUGCUGGUACAAAUGGAAAACUACGAGGAGCGCGUCGCCGCCUACAAGACCUACAUCACCACCACCGCCGAGCUCAUCGCAAAGUCGCUGGGACAAACCGUCGAUGCCGCUCAGUUGAAGAAAGACGUGGAGGACCUGCUGAAAUUCGAGGAAGAACUUGCAGAGAUUACCUCCCCGGCAGAAGACAGGCGCGACAUCGACCGCAUGUACAACCCCAUGACGGUGGAGGAGCUAAGCAAGCACACCGGCCUGGACUGGCUGCACAUCCUCUCCGACAUGUUCUCCCCCGCCGGCGUCACGGUGAACGCCGCCACGCGCCUCAUCGUGCAGGAGCCGCAGUAUAUUCACAACAUGACUGACCUCAUGUCGUCGACCAACGCACGAAUCAUCUCUAACUACUUGAUGUGGCGCCACGUCAAAUCCCUAGGCGGCGCCACCACGCGGUCCAUGCGGGACGCCGCCUUCCAGUACGACAUGGUGGCUAACGGAGUCAGUGCUGAAGAGCCGCGGAACAUCCAGUGCGCGAACGAAGCCAACACCUUCCUUGGAAUGGCAAUCGGCACCGAGUACGUCAAGACCUACUUCUCGCAGCAGGCCAAGGACGAGGCCAACGCGAUGGUGGAGGACCUGCGCGAGGCCUUCAAGAUCCUACUGGAGGUCAACGAGUGGAUGGACGCUGAAACCAAGCCCAAGGCGAUCGAAAAGGCCAACGCCAUCUCCAAGUUCAUCGGGUACCCUGACUGGUACGGCAACGAGACAGCCCUGGAGACCUUCUACGAGGGCCUCGGGGACAUGCACGAGAGCACGUACUUCGUUAAUGUGCUGGCCGUCGAAGGGUGGUCAGCGCGGGAGGAGCUGAGUGACUUCGGCAAGCCCAGUAAACGCGAUCGUUGGUUCUCGCCCCCGACCAUUGUGAACGCUUACUACAUGCCCGAGUACAACAGCAUCACCUUCCCAGCGGGCAUCCUGCAGCCGCCCUUCUACCGCUCCAACUCCCUUAUGGCGCUCAACUACGGCGGCAUCGGACAGGUGAUAGGACACGAGAUCACACACGGCUUCGACGACCAAGGCCGGCAGAACGACAAGGACGGCAACGCGCUGCCCUGGUGGACGAACGAGACACUGGAGGCCUUCCAGACCCAUGCCCAGUGCAUCGUGGACCAGUACGGCUCCAUCCGCCUCCCGGAGCUGGACGACCACCUACCCAACGCCACACUCAACGGUAUCAACACGCAGGGUGAGAACAUCGCGGACAACGGAGGUCUUCGCGAGGCACUUCUUGCUUAUCAGCUAUACGUGGAGCGCUUUGGGGAGGAGCCUAGACUACCUGGCCUGACGGAGUACUCACCGAUGCAGCUGUUCUUCCUCAACAACGCUAACAUCUGGUGUACAUCUACCACCAUGGAAGGCCUUCUCAACCAGGUGCUCACCGACCCUCACUCCCCGGCAAAAUUCAGAGUGCUGGUGCCGAUGCUGAAUAUGAAAGAGUUCUCUGAAAUCUGGAGCUGCCCUAGUGGCUCCGGUAUGAAUCCCGAGCACAAGUGUCAGGUGUGGUAGUGUGUGGUGGUGAUGGUGGUGGUUUGCCACGAUGCUGUGGUUAAUGGUGCUUUUUUUUGUUGUUGUUUCCUUGCUUUGUUUCCUUGCUUUGUACCUCCCCUCCCAUCCUCAUUUUUUUUAUUCUCAUUUAUGUACUUUAUUUCAAUAAACUGUUAAACUGGUUAAUGGCAAUGAAUGGCUGUAUGGCGGUGUGAACUAGUGGAAUGGUUAAUGGUGCUAAAAUAGUGGUGUGUGGUGUUUGUGGUUGAAGCAGCGGUUGGAGACGAAUGGUGUGUGCUACUGGUGGUGUUUUGAUGGUAGUGUGUGGUGAGGGAAGGGAGUGUGGUAGUGGUGAGAAGAGAUGGUGGUGUAUGGUGACGAAAAAAAGAUGGUGAGAAAUACAGUCAGGAAAUUCUCUCUCUCUCUCUCUCUCUCUCUCUCUCUCUCUCUCUCUCUCUCUCUCUCUCUCUCUCUCUCUCUCUCUCUCUCUCUCUCUC